Messenger RNA from Sebastes umbrosus (honeycomb rockfish), 3422 nucleotides. RefSeq names its product RALBP1 associated Eps domain containing 2 (gene reps2). Gene Ontology annotation, cellular component: cytoplasm; plasma membrane. Gene Ontology annotation, biological process: endosomal transport; endocytosis. Lineage: Eukaryota; Metazoa; Chordata; Actinopteri; Perciformes; Sebastidae. The record is from RefSeq and is a predicted model, not a curated record. Gene Ontology annotation, molecular function: protein binding; calcium ion binding.
AGAAUAACUCUAUUAAAGUUGUGUCUUUAUUAUUAUGGGAUGGUGAGAUAAUAAAUAAAGCAGUCCCCUGUCUCCUCCUCCUCCUCCUCCUUUUCCUCCUCCUCCUCCUCCUCCUCCACCGCCCCCUGCAGGCCCAGCUCGGUACUGCUACUACCGGCCCUAGCAGCCAGUACAGCGGAUGAUCCUGAACCGAGCAGUCGGUGCUCUCUAACCGGAGGUGAUACCGCCCUUCUCUUCUGUUCUCCUGUUCUCCUGCAGAACCUCCGACCUGGUCCUCUACGUUCAGGAUCAGGAUCAGGAUCAGGAUCAGGAUCAGGAUCAGGAUCACAUGAUGCAUGGACCUGUCUGGUUGUAGUGGUUCUGCUGUCCAUGCGUCAGCCCCGGCAGGAGGAGGAAGAGGAGGAACAUGGAGCAGGAAUCCGGAGUGUUCAUCUCUCUGACCGAACAGGAGCAGCGGUUCUACUCGGCUCUGCACGGCCGCUGCCAGGCCGACUCCUCCGGGACGCUGUCCUCCAGCAGAGUCACGGAGCUCCUCAAGGCGUCCGGGCUGCCUGCUGAAGACCUGCACAAAGUGACGGAGUUGUGUGGAGCGAAGCGUCUGGGCUACUUCGGUACGCCUCAGUUCUUCGUGGCGCUGAAGCUGCUGGCGGCGGCCCAGUCGGCGCUGCCCGUCCACCUGGAGAGCGUGACGGCCAAUCUACCUCUGCCCAGGUUCGUUGGGCUGAAGAAUGAACCCGAGAUGAGAUACGCAGUCAUCCCUCCCAGCAUAGAAGGUCAGGGGGCUCUGGGUGGGACUGCACCCGGCUCCUCCUGGACUCCAGCAGACCGGAGCUCCUUCAGACACCUGGAGGCCAACGUGGACAAGCAGGAACCCUGGUCUCCACCACGAUCACCGUGCAGUUCACCGCCUCGCUCCCCCCCGCUGACCUACCGCGGCUACGCCUACGCCACGCAGAGAAACGGCGCUGACGCACAGAUCGCCUACGAAAGCAAACAUCCGUCGCGGCCGAUGGUCCAGCUGGAGCAGCACUCCUCGCCCAGUAACUAUGGCACCAAACCCGCCGUGGAGCAUCCUGCCAUGGCUCGGGCGUCCUCAUCAGAGAGGCUGGACCAGCACGGCGUCGUGGACUACUCUGACGACGACCCCUGGAGGAUCACAGAGGAACAGCUGGAGUAUUACACCAAUCAGUUCAAGAGCCUGCAGCCUGACCUGGGGGCUCUCAUCCUGGGAACCAUCGCAAAGAACUUCUUCACUAAAUCCAAGCUGCCGAUACCAGAACUCUCCCACAUCUGGGAGCUGAGCGACGUGGACCGAGACGGAGCUCUGACGUUCUCUGAGUUCUGCACAGCGUUUCACCUGAUUGUGGCACGUAAGAACGGUUACCCUCUCCCAGAGAGCCUUCCUCCCACCCUGCAGCCGGACUUCAUGCAGCAGGAAGAGGACGACGUACCGGAUACUCCUGAAAGUGCAGAGCCUCUUAUUGUGUUUGAGGAUGCUGAACUGAGGCCCAGUCACAUGGAGCGGAGCAUCAUAGAGCAACUCCAGCCAAGUCUGGUCACAACAAAACUAGAUCUGAAAGAAGAAUCAUGUAAACAAGAUGUCAGUGUGAAGAGGACAACAACAUCUCAGGAGAAACGGACUCUUCAUCUUGGUGCUUUUCCUGAGAGGCCAGAGCCGCCGCAGGACCUGGACACACACAUGAGGACAAAACCAGACCCCAGGUCCUACUCCAGCACUUCUAUUGAAGAUGCGAUGAAGAAGGCAGAGGAGCCUCCGACGCCUCCACCCCGACCCCAGAAGACCCACUCCAGAGCCUCCUCGCUGGACCUCAACAAGCUCUUCCAGCAGGGCGCUCCAGGCAUAAAGAGUGGAUGGUUGCCGCCUCCUCCAGCCCUCCCUCCUCGACCGCCAGCGUCACAGGUUCCUCAUUUCAUCACCGUUCCAGAGAAAACUCCCCAGAAUAAAGUGCAGCAGCCAAACUUUGCAGACUUCAGUCUCUUUAGAGAAGAGGAGGAGAGCGGUAUGAAACCUGAGGACCCGGGUCCACGCUCCAGGUUUGGUCCAAGUACUGAAGACCUGGCGAGUGCUUCAAAACAGGACGUGAUCGGACUUUCUCACAUUCAGGUUCCACAGAAGCCGGUCCGCAGGAAGUACCACCCAGAGAGGGAGAACGUGGAGGCCGUACCUCCACCUGCCAUGCCCUUUCCCACCCCCACCAAAGCUGCUCAGAAGCUGCCGUCCAAACAGAAGAGGGAGAUCCAGCUGGCGAUCCGUAAAAACAAGGAAACCAACGCGGUGUUGACGCGCCUCAACAGCGAGCUCCAGCAGCAGCUCAAGGUGGUCCACCAGGAGAGGGUCACCUUGGAGUCCCAGCUGGAUCUCCUGCGGCCUCUGACCUCCACGUGACUGCGCCUGACGUCUGCUUAGAGUCACCGAAAUACAUCAGAGUCUCUAAAAACAUGAAUGUUUGAGCCAAGAUACAGAAAGUUGUUUUGUUUUGUCCCGAAUUCUCUUGAGGACUCUUGGAUUUCUUUGAUGAACAACUCCAGUCUGAGUUACUUUUAAUGACAUUCUGCAGGAUUAAAACAUGCAUUUAUUUUAAAAUCACUGUAUGAUAUGCACAUGUGAAAUAUCUUGACUUUCUAACUUAUUUUUCUCUUUAGAUUUACUCUCCAUGAACCUUACUUUGCUUCCAAUACAUGUAACACUCGUUGGGAACUAGGGUUCUCUCGUCAGUCGAUGUAUUCAGCGUGUUUCAUGUGGUCUAAAGCAAGUGAUGGUGCUACAGAUUAGUUCCUGAAUCUGAUUACUUUUUGCACUUAAAAUUUAAAAAGAAUGCACAUUUGGAAAAAGGUUGUAGUUAAUGUUUGAAAAUGUCACAUUACAUGAGUUUGAUGUAAUUUAGCUGCAGGUUUCCACGUUAUUUCAUUGUCCGUCGUCACACUGUAGCACCACUAGGACACUGGAGAAUGUUGACACUGGAUUUGUAUGAAAUAUGGACAUUUUACUUGAACAUCUUUAAAUGUAAGCACCGCCUGACUGUUGAUUUCUUUUAACCCCCUUUAUGUUUAUUAUCACAUGAAGAGCUAUUUCUGCACUGCAAGUUUGGAAAACAAAAAGUCCAGAAAAGAAAAGAGCACAAUAUUCCUGUAAUGUUUUGCAAGAUAGAUUUCAAAACAGCUAAUGUCCGAUGUGGUUUUGAUUUUAUCUAUGCAACGACGUGGUGCUGCUGUAGCUCGCUUCAGACCGUUUACCAUCAGGAACAAUCAGGAGUUAUGGAAGACAAAUGAAUGAUGGCAUGCUUGAUACUGAUGCAUGUAAACUGAUGUGACUGUAAAUUCACCUUGAAUCAUGCACAACUACUGAGCUCUGGGCUGAAGACAAUAAUCAAACUAAUCAAUAAAGUUGUCUAUUUUUAUUA